Molecule: messenger RNA, 1818 nt
Organism: Impatiens glandulifera
Lineage: Eukaryota; Viridiplantae; Streptophyta; Magnoliopsida; Ericales; Balsaminaceae
Product: protein S-acyltransferase 18
Exons: 9
Coding region: 94-1671 (525 amino acids)
Biological process (GO): protein targeting to membrane; peptidyl-L-cysteine S-palmitoylation
Cellular component (GO): Golgi apparatus; endoplasmic reticulum
Molecular function (GO): protein-cysteine S-palmitoyltransferase activity
Source: RefSeq, a predicted model, not a curated record
CAUAAUACUUUCACAAAUUUCAGCUUCAUCGGAUUGGAAAAAACAGGUAUAAGAGCUUUUACUCAGCGCGAUCUAGGGGUUCUGAGUCUGAAUAUGCGACGCCAUGGAUGGCAACGACCUCUCCAUCCUUUACAGAUGGUAGGGAUGUCGAUUUAUUGUUUUUUGGUUAUAUCAUUCUUCUGUUUCGGUGGCCUUUUCCUUGGAAGCAGGAAAGCAGAAAUCGCCGUUGUCACAAUAUACUCUUCCAUUGCAUUCUCGGUUAUCAUUUUGUUUGUAAGAUGCACCGCCAUAGAUCCUACAGACAAAACGCAUCUUAAAAAGAAGAAGAAGAACAAGGCCAAGCAGAAUGGUUUACCAAAGAUAAAAUAUGGAUCUAUAUUAGGUCAGAUAUUAAGGAGAUUUGUUAAGAGGUUAGAACGCAAGGUGCUUAGGGCUUUCAUAAGGAGAAAGUAUUUGGAUCCAUGGCAAGGCAAUUUCCAGCAGAAAGAGCCUUUCCUCCCUUUCCCCCUUGUUCUGAAAGAUGAGGGUGCUGGAAUUUCACCAAAUCCAGUUGAAGAUGAUGACAUCUCAUUUUGCUCUAGUUGUAAUUUUGAGGUGAAAAAGCACAGCAAACAUUGUAGGACUUGUAACAGGUGUGUGGAAGGGUUUGAUCAUCAUUGCAAGUGGUUAAACAACUGUAUUGGGAAGAAGAACUACACAACAUUCUUCUUACUGAUGAUUUUUGUGUUAUUGAUGCUUUUCAUAGAAGGAGGAACAGCUAUUGCUGUAUUUAUUAGGUGUUUUUCUGACAAGAAAGGGAUUAAGGAAGAGGUUAAGAGGACAAUGUACAUAGAUUUCCCAAGAGGACUUCUUGCAGCAAUAAAUAUUUUGCUGUUCCUACUCACAGCAUAUGGUUCAGCAGCACUGGCACAACUUUUCUUUUUUCAUGUGGUUCUAAUUCAGAAGGGAAUGAGAACAUAUGAGUAUGUAAUGGCAAUGAGAGAGGAGAAUCUAUCAUCCAUGAAUGAGAUCGAAUCAUCAUCUGACGAAUCCGACUUUUUAUCUGAUUAUGAUGACGAUGAAGAUGAUGAUGUUCAUAGCAUGAUCUCUGAUUCCUCCCCUAAAAAAUCAUCACCAUUUUUUUCAAGAUUUAUAUGCAAGGGAGGGAAGGAACCCUCCUCGAGAUUGUCAAUUAGAAUCGACGGGGGCGGAGGAGGAGAAGGGACCGAGAAGAAGACAAAAGGGUUUCGAGCAGGUAUAAAUCCAUGGAAGUUAAUAAGUAUGAGCAAAGAUAAAGCCGUGUUAGCAGCACAGAAGGCGAAAGAGAGGCUGAUGAACAGCAAUAAUAAAGAAGAAGAUGAAACGCCGAAGCCGCUGCCAUUGGAGACGAAAAGUGGGCCUCUAUCGGAUUCAUCUUUCCCGUCGUCGUCGUCGUCGGGCACGACGCCGUUGAUCUCGAAGAUCAGAGCGCCGAAGUCGCCGAGGAGGUUGUCGAGUCCAAGGAGGCGAUUCUCGAACUCAUUCGGUAAUCCUCUUCCUCCUCCGGCGUCGUCGGGGUUGACGCCGAAGGAGAGGUAUAAGAGCAAUUUCGAUUUGAAAUUGACGGAGGUGUCGAAAGAGAUGGAACUAUACAUUUCGAAGCAGGUGGUUUACUCCGUGAUAAAGAAGGACGGCGGCGGCGAAGAGAUGUAAAUUGGGUGGUGGAAAUGAUGGACAGAUUAAUAGAGACACUCGUAGGUGGUAGAGAUUGUAAGUUGUGUAUGAUAGCAAUUUUCAUGAUUUCAUUUUUUCUCUUUAAACAACACUACUUAUUCUUAUAAUUAUUUUAUUACUAUUAUU